AUGGGAAAACACAUCGUUAGUCUGUUUAUCGAUAACUACGAUUCAUAUUCCUACAACAUCGUCAAUUAUUUGCACAAGGUAAACCGUGCAGAACCUAUAAUAGUAUACCCGGAUAAAUUGAAUUUUAAUGAAUUCAUGAGAAACUACUAUGAUAUAAUUGACAAUAUUGUUAUAUCUCCAGGGUAUGGUAACCCUGAAACAAAUACAAACAAUGAUUUAGUGAUAGAAAUAUUGAAGAAUAAAAUUAAUAUGCCUAUUUUAGGCAUAUGUUAUGGGCAUCAAUUAAUAUGCUACUUUUAUGGGUGUAAAAUUGAAAAAGUAAAAAAUAUGUUUCAUGGUAAUACAAACAUUAUUAAUAUAUGCAAUGAUGAAAGGAGAGGAGUAUGUGUUUUAUUUAAUAACAUAAAAGAUAAAUUCAAAGCAGUUUGCUAUAACUCUUUAAAAGUAAGUGAACAACAUAUGAGUGAUAAAUUACAUAUAACCUGUUAUUCUAUUUAUUUAAAUGAAUAUAUUGUAAUGGGCACUCAACAUAAACACUUACCUUACUACACUGUUCAGUAUCAUCCCGAAUCGGUUGGAACUGAUUUUAAUAUUGUCUUUUUUGAAAAUUUUAAAAAUAUCACUUUAAAAUAUAUUAAUACAAAUAAAGACAUUAAAGUUAACAUAUUAGAAUAUAAAUUAUCAACGAAUUUUGAAAAAAAAAAAAUAAAGAAUGUUAAGAAUGGUGUACUACAACAAUGCACAUGGAAACUAACAAUUUUAAAUAUCGUGGGGUUAAAAAAUAUUUGCGCAAUUGCUUACGAAAUAUUUAAAAAUAUUGCGUAUUGUGAAGAUGACAUAUGUUUUUGGCUUGAUAGUAAUCAUGAAAUUUUAUACAAAGAAAAGGAGAGGAGUUCAAUUGAGGGGGGAAAUACCACCUCUGAUAAGGUUAGCUUCGAUGAAAUGCUAAAUAAUUCUAGGUUUUCUUACAUGGGCAAUACCAAAGGGGUUCUAAGUGAGGUUAUAGAGUACUACUACUGCUAUGGAACAAAUAAUCAUGAAAGAAAUAACUUGGAAAAAGGGUCGUGCGAAGAGAGGGACUGCCAAAAGAGCAAUUGCGAACAUUUUAAUAGCGUUGUUGUAAACUUGACGAGAGAAAAAAGUGGUAACAAGUACCGAAUUAACUAUCACACAGAUAAGCAUGACAGCUGUUUGGUUCACCACUUGAACGAAAGGAUUGAGCGCUUUAAAGAUAAUUUUACUAUUGAUUAUAAGCGGGUACACAUACAUGACCUCCUCGAGAGCAGCGAAAAAGAAUCAAACAAUAGAACAUAUGAAAGUAAUAGAACCAAUAUUAGUAGGAGCGCCAAUGUUAGUAGCAACAUAGGCCUGGGUACCUCUACUAAUACCGUUAACGGGCAGAAGAAGCUGCUAGAGUACUGUGUAAAUGGAUAUAAUGAAUAUUCCUCAGGAGAGAACCAUGGGGACGAUGGUAAGUGCUCCAAAAACGAAGUAGAAGAAGACGAAUUUAUAAAUAGUAAAGACUCGUGUUUAAUGGGUUACUUUGGUUUCUUUAACUACGAAUACAAAUAUGAAACAAUCAAAAAUAUAUAUGGAAAAAAAUAUGAACACGUAAGAAGUGACAGUGAAGAGGGUUCUUACCCUGUCUCUGUAUUUAUUUUACCCCAGAAUUUCAUUGCUCUGAAUAUGCCAAAAAAUAGCGUUUAUUUAAUUUCGCUUUUGCCAGAAGAACAAUCUUUUAAAAGCUACCUUUCGAGCUUACCCAAUGACCAUAACAUCAACGAAAUGGAAGAGAAAUUAACCAUGACAGAGUUACAAAAUGGGUUAAGUACUUCAUCGAAGCGUAGUCCAUGUGACUACCACUCCUGCUUUCAUCAACACUACCGCUACUCAUAUGAGGAUAUCAAAAAUUAUAAUGAUCAAUGGAUUUAUGGCACGUCAUAUAAAAUUCGUCAUAUUGUAAAAAAUUUGAUGGAUGAAAAAAGUGGCUACAAGGAAUGGAAAGGAAAAGAAAACAAAGACAAGGAUCAUAAUGCUAUUGUUAAGGAUGUAAAGUUGAGCAAGUUUACUUUUACUUCUUCAUUGAGUAAAGAGAUGUAUAUAGAAAAUAUUAAAGCAUGUAAAGAGUAUAUUGAAAAGGGCCACUCAUAUGAACUCUGUUUAACGACGAAAUUUAAAGGGUCCUUUUGUACUAAGUCUGAAUUGACAGCUCUUAAUCUUUUGGACUUAUAUAAAUACAUGAGAACUGUAAAUAAAGUUUCUUACAGUUGCUAUAUACACUAUGAUAGAACAAUAGUGCGAAAUGAGGAAAGGGGAAUGAAUGAUGAGCCAACAAAAAAGAUUGUAAAUGAUAAAUUAAAAUUUACAAUAUUGUGCUUUAGUCCUGAAGAAUUUUUACGAAAAAAUAAAGACAGUAUUAUGUUUAGUAAACCUAUUAAGGGUACAAUCGAAAGAGGAAAAACAGAAGAAGACGAUAAUAUUUUAAAAGAUAAACUAUUUAAUGAUAAAAAGGAGAGAUCAGAAAACUUAAUGAUUGUAGACCUAACAACAAAUGACUUCAACCGAAUAUGCGAACGGGACACUGUAAAAGUAGUGAAAUUAUUUCAUAUAGAAACGUAUACAUUUCUUCAUCAAAUGGUAUCUAAAAUUACAGGAAAAAUCAAACACGACAAAACGUUUGCCGAUGCUAUCAUUAAUAUUUUCCCCGGUGGAUCUAUGACUGGCUCCCCAAAAUUUAUUUCCAUGUCCAUCUUACAAAACAUCGAAAACACACCCAGGGGUAUAUACUCUGGUUCCAUCGGCUUCAUUUCUAUCCAAGGGAAUUUCAUUUUUAACAUAGUUAUUCGGACGGCUAUAAUAAAAAAUGACAAUAUUUCUAUAGGAGCCGGCGGGGCCAUCACAAUAAAAAGCGACGAAAAGGAAGAAUACAACGAAAUGCUCUUAAAAUUUAUGAGUAUAGCACGCCCAAUUAGUUACUAUUUAAAAGAGCGUCACAGUGCUGAAGUGGAAUACAGGCUCUAG
Messenger RNA from Plasmodium malariae, 3021 nucleotides. Its product is annotated as para-aminobenzoic acid synthetase, putative. The record is from RefSeq and is a predicted model, not a curated record. The transcript has 4 exons. Gene Ontology annotation, biological process: L-tryptophan biosynthetic process. NCBI's taxonomy places the organism in Eukaryota, Apicomplexa, Aconoidasida, Haemosporida, Plasmodiidae. Bases 1 to 3021 code for a protein of 1006 amino acids.